This is a messenger RNA of Cucurbitaria berberidis CBS 394.84, 1517 nucleotides long. Its product is annotated as cyclin-like protein. NCBI's taxonomy places the organism in Eukaryota, Fungi, Ascomycota, Dothideomycetes, Pleosporales, Cucurbitariaceae. Gene Ontology annotation, cellular component: nucleus; transcription factor TFIIK complex. Gene Ontology annotation, molecular function: cyclin-dependent protein serine/threonine kinase regulator activity. The record is from RefSeq and is a predicted model, not a curated record. Bases 41 to 1285 code for a protein of 414 amino acids. The transcript has 2 exons. Gene Ontology annotation, biological process: regulation of cyclin-dependent protein serine/threonine kinase activity; regulation of transcription by RNA polymerase II.
CGCAUGCAGCUAUCAAAUUGCAAAUCGCACCAAAGCAGCCAUGAAGCUCACGGAAGAUGACCUCUACCGCAAUUCAACCCAAUUCAGAAACUGGUCCUUUACCUCGCAGCAGCUCGCAGCGCAACGCCUGACGACCAACAUACAAGCCACCGAGCGCGUCAAAGCAAACGUCGCGCGCCAACGCGCCCACCGCGCCCAACACGUCGAAAGCGAUAGUAUAAGUUCGGGAGUCGAAAAUGGCAGCGGCGCGAACACACCAAAUGCUGUGGCCUCGGACAGAGAGGUGGACUGCUUGACUGUGGACGAGGAGUUGAAGAUCGUGGACGACUUCUGUGAGCGCGCCAUCAAGUUGGGUGAACAUUGCAGGUUCCCUUUUGAGGUCACUGCAACAUGUAUACAAUACCUCCGCCGCUUCUACCUCUACAACUCGCCCAUGACCUACCACGUACACAACAUAUCCCGCACCGUCAUGUUCCUCGCCACAAAGGUCGAAGUACACAACCUAAAAGUCGACGAAUUCGCCGCAUUCUUCACCUCUGCGAGUGUCACUACCGAGAGCAUCCUCGCGCCCGAGUACAUGGUCAUGCAGGGUUUGAGAUACAACUUGGAUGUUCGACACCCGUUUCGCGGGCUCGCGGGAGGUCGUAUGGAGAUGUUGGAAUGCGCCGGGGGAAGAUAUGAGGGUCCUGGAAGCGGGGACGACAUACAAGCACAGAUGCUGCAAUUACCAAAGAAGAAGAACGGCCCUGCGGCGAACUGGACUGUGGAAAACAUGGAGAACCGCAUCAAUAAUGCCUCUUUCUUCGCCUCCAAGACGCUCAAGGAAGCUGCGCUCCUCACAGACGCCUACUUUCUCUACACACCCUCGCACAUCUGGCUCGCCGCACACCUCCUGGCCGACGAACCCCUCACGCUCUUCUAUAUUGGUCUCAAAAUUCCCACCUCCUCGCCUAUAUACGACAAGCUGCUAUCCACCAUCCACUCUUGCGCAAAACUAAUAUCCUCCCAUCGCCUGUAUAUCAACGCCACCUUACCAAAAGAAGAAAAGACCGCGCGAGAAGCCAACCAUCAAGCAGAAAUCAAGAGGCUAAUAGGAAAACUAAAAAUGUGCCGGGAUCCCGAUAAAAUCGACCUGGUAAAACUCAACCAAGCGCAGAAAAGGGACGCGAUGCAGGGAGACGGAGGUCUGGAGCAGGGCAAAGCGAAGCGGAGAAAGCUGGAACGCGAGAGCUAUGAGAAGGAAGCAGAUGCGUUUUGGGGGCCUGAGCUGCCUAAGAACGGGUAGAAUGGGGCCCAGAGGGAGGUAUUCUGACAGGUCGGAGUGUAGUUUUUGCAUAGCGAAGGCGUUUACGGCGUUUCACUGGGGUAUAUGGGACAUUAGGCGGCAUCUUUUAUCUGCUGUGUCUUUAGCUGUGUCUAUCCGCACUGGUAGCGCAUUUGACCUUUCAUAAGGGCUCUAUAUCAAAUACCACAUGAACAAUAAGCUACGAUCAGCCAUCGUAUGUCGGACAUCCACC